AUGAUCGGCAGAUCUCUUGCUAAGGAGACUGAUGGUGAUUUCACAAAGUUUGUUACAUCAACAAGAAAACCAAGAGAUAUGGCUCAAAAAUGGAGAGCCUUCAAGAACAUUGCCAGAUUCUACAAGAAUCCAUUUGGCUAUCUCUUCUGGAAAAUCAACCCACUCCACUCUCAAAACAGAAUCAGACUCGUUUGGGCUCUCUUGAUCUGGCACUUAUCAUAAUCUUUCCUUCUCUGGAUUGCCAUUAAAAACAAGAAGGAGAGAAUGAUUGAACACUGGAGAUAUAGAGUUGGUGAGGUCAACAAGAUGCACACAUCUGGCCACAGUGACAGAAGAUUCCCAGUUGAGAGAAAGAAGAACUAUGUUAGAUACUCCAACUUCCAUCAGAUCAGAAGAAACAAGAGAAUUAACAUGAUCAUGACCAACUGGUGGUGCAGAGACCAAAACUUCAGAAAGUACUUCGAAAUGAGAAAGAGACACGGUAUCAGACCAUCCACCUCUGGUUUCUAUCACGAGAAAAUUUACACUGAUGUUGCCAAGCAAAAUCUUCAAAUCUCUCAAAUGAGACAUUCAAGAACUGCUCUCUGA
This is a messenger RNA of Stylonychia lemnae, 588 nucleotides long. The record is from the annotation of a GenBank genome assembly. NCBI's taxonomy places the organism in Eukaryota, Ciliophora, Spirotrichea, Sporadotrichida, Oxytrichidae.